Messenger RNA from Acipenser ruthenus (sterlet), 3982 nucleotides. Its product is annotated as choline-phosphate cytidylyltransferase A-like. Lineage: Eukaryota; Metazoa; Chordata; Actinopteri; Acipenseriformes; Acipenseridae. Gene Ontology annotation, molecular function: phosphatidylcholine binding; choline-phosphate cytidylyltransferase activity. The transcript is spliced from 10 exons. Gene Ontology annotation, biological process: CDP-choline pathway. Bases 450 to 1541 code for a protein of 363 amino acids. The record is from RefSeq and is a predicted model, not a curated record. Gene Ontology annotation, cellular component: endoplasmic reticulum.
AGAUGGCAGAGUCAGGUGCAAAGACCAUUAUGAAGAGGAUCAGAUUACCUUUGCUCGGUUUGAAUUGAACACAUCAUUUCCUGAAGGAGUGAGUGCGCUGCAGUUCCUGCUUAGCUGUCAGGUCUGUGGGGCUCCUGUCUCUUUAAGGGAUCCUGUUUAAAACCCGUAAUACUAUUUAUAUAAGCAAACCUUCUGACUUGAAUCUGUACAGAGCAAGGGGCAGGAUACACUCGCAGAAAGAGGCCGCCACUCAAUACACAGUUAUAGUUUUUAAGAAGAAUUCACGACCCGGUAACAGUACAGACAGUACACCCCCAAAACAGGCAUCUCUCCAGAGCAGGGAGUUAUUAAACACAGUGUACCGACACAGGCCUGCUGAGGACAGAGUUCAGGGCUGGAAACAACGCUGCUUUUACUGUACAUGCGCACGCUGCUCCAAGGUCUCGGAGAUGGAGGCUCACGGCUCAGGCAAGUCCUCACGGAAGAGGAAGAAGGAGGGCUCGAAUGGGGAGGCAGAGAAAGACGUCAAGCCAGCGAAGAUGCCACGCUGCUCUGUGGGUCUGACUGAACCGGCCCCCUUUGCAGAUGAGAUCGAGGUCCCAUACAACACUCCGUACAUCCGGGUCACCUUGGAGGAGGCCCGGCGGGGUACGCCGUUGGAGCGGCCGGUUCGGGUGUAUGCUGACGGGAUCUUCGAUAUGUUCCACUCCGGCCACGCCCGCGCGCUCAUGCAGGCGAAGCAGCUGUUCCCAAACACACAUCUCAUAGUAGGAGUGUGCGACGAUGAUCUAACCCACAAGUUCAAGGGCUUCACGGUGAUGAAUGAGGACGAGCGGUACGACGCGGUGAGUCACUGCCGGUACGUCGACGAGGUCGUCCGCAACGCGCCCUGGUCCCUCUCGUGGGAGUUCCUCACGAAGCACCGGAUUGACUUUGUGGCCCAUGACGAUAUUCCAUACUCCUCUGCAGGAAGUGAUGACGUCUACAAGCACAUUAAAGAAGCAGGCAUGUUUGCCCCCACGCAGCGGACGGAAGGCAUCUCCACGUCUGACAUCAUCACGCGGAUUGUGCGUGAUUAUGACGUGUACGUGCGGAGGAACCUGCAGAGGGGGUACACAGCCAAGGAACUCAAUGUCAGCUUUAUCAAUGAGAAGAAGUACCACCUGCAGGAGCGCGUGGACAAGGUGAAGCAGAAGGUGAAGAAUGUGGAGGAGCGCUCCAAGGAGUUUGUUCAGAAGGUGGAGGAGAAGAGCAUAGACCUGAUCCAGAAAUGGGAGGAGAAAUCCCGGGAGUUCAUCGGCAACUUCCUGCAGAUGUUUGGACCCGAGGGGGCGCUGAAACACAUCCUGAAGGAAGGGAAGGGACGGAUGUUGCAGGCGAUCAGCCCACGGCAGAGUCCCAACAGCAGCCCCAGCAGGGAGCGCUCCCCCUCGCCCACCUUCCGGCUGCCCUUCUUCACCAAGAUCUCCCCCCCGCCAUCCCCGCAAGCCGGCUCCGCCCGGACGUACCACAUCAGCGAGGACGAGGAGGACGAAGACUAAACCCAUCGCUCUUCUCUCGCUCGCACAGCACGGCAGCUCUGAGGCGUGCUGCACAGUGGGGUAUUGAAAGCCAGCGUGCUUCCACAAGCAGGGUGACAGAAAGAUAACUCUGCUCCAAAUGGAACUGUUUUAUUUGUAUUUUUAUUCAGUAUUAAUCUAAACUAUUUAAUCAGCGAUUAUGUAAAGUUAUCUUUCUGUAAAGUUAGGAUUGUUCAAAGUUAGUUUGAAUUAUGGCGCAGCUAUCCUUGCUAUGUAGCAGCAUUUAAAAAGUAACAAACAGGAUGAUAAGAGAUUUAAUGAUUAACACUGAAUACAAUGGCAAAACAACGUUGUCGUUAUCUUCAUCGCAGCUGUUGCUCUUAUGUUUCUUGGAUUUUGUCAGUUAUCUUUAUCACAGCUGUUGUUGCUUUUUAUGUCUUCACAGCUGUUUGCCCUUUCCGUUUGGUUUAUAGAGGUACUGGGUAGAUCCUUUUAAAGCCGUUUCAAGACUAACUGAGCCAUAAUUCAAAUGCAGUCAUGUGGCUUGUGUUGAAAAGAGUUUCGGACAGGUUGGCGUGUCAGUGAAGGCUCAGAGAUGGAUUCGCUCACGUUCCAGUGAUGUAGAAGUUCAGAUUCUGUUGUAUCAUUGACGGUUUAGUCUGCCUCCACUGUGAGGGAGUUAGCUAGCUUGUGGAAGCAGCGUACCUCUCCGAAAGCUGUUGUCAGCAUAGCAGCUGCAGUAGAACAUGUUGGUGAGAUGCACUUUGGAAGAUGUGUAAGAUUCUGUGCGCUGUUCAGUUGAUCUAGUUAGUGGCAGAUCCCUAUAAAACCUCUGAUUAAACCAGAACACUUUAAGGGUUAAAAUCACUGAAAGAGACACCCAUGUAACCUUAAUACACAAAAGGGUUGUAUUACAAGUCUAAUGGAUUCAAUAUUUAGAUGGUCUGCUAAAUUGUUUUUAAAACUUUGGACAGAAAAGUCUUUGCUGACCCUAAAGGCAGGCCAGUGGGUUUCUUGUGUGUGUAACUCUGUCAACAUUGCCAUAAGAGUUUAUACAACAGUAACAUCUAGUUAAAGGAGGUGCAGCUUUUUAGUCACUACAGAAACAUUAACUUAACACUGAACUGGUGGUACAGAGUACAUCAGCAGCUUCCUACACAACACAUAGAUAACUGAGUCACCCUACCACUGUGAGGAAAUCCUUCUCUCUGCCUUGCUGCUGUACAAACACGCUGGCAUCGCUGGAAAUCCUUCUCUCUGCCUUGCUGCUGUACAAACACGCUGGCAUCGCUGGAAAUCCUUCUCUCUGCCAUGCUGCUGUACAAACACGCUGGCAUCGCUGGAAAUCCUUCUCUCUGCCUUGCUGCUGUACAAACACGCUGGCAUCGCUGGAAAUCCUUCUCUCUGCUUUGCUGCUGUACAAACACUCUGGCAUCGCCGGUUUCUGGUUGGAUAUCCACGCCUGUACAAGUCACUGGAAGGUCUCCUGAGGUAGCCGGGAGCAUUCCUGUUACAGGUGUGUGUGUGUCGGUCAUUGUAAAUACCUUGUUGUGAGGAUGUAUUCAUUACCAUGAUUUACCUGUUGUAGUGUUAGCUUCUGUGAGGGAGCGCUGACCUGGGCUUCUGUACCACUAUACCCAAACCACUGCCCAGGGGAUUACUGAAAAGAGGCAAUGCACACACCCAUUGUAUAUAUACCUAUGUAGAAGUCUAAAUCACACUAAUGUCUGCUACUUCUCUACCUGGUUUAACAUUUUAUAUAUUUAAUACCAGACUAAAGAAUUUGAAGGGGAGGGGAGAACAAAGGUAAGUUAUAGCAAAAAAAAAAUUCUCCAACUUUCAGAUAAAGCUAAAAGGAGGGGGGGGGGGGGGGGGGGUAUGUGGAUAGACUAUUGACACUUUCCUUGAAUAGUAGUUGUUGGAAUAGAAUAAAUUAUGGACAAAACAGUUCUUACAUAAAAAUGCUUUUGAUAGAAUUAUUGAUAAGGAAUGUUGGUGAUCACUGAAGCUCAGUAGUUUCUGCAAUGUAAUCUGUAUGAAAGUUUGGGGCACCUUUAAAAUGAGGCUGUGCUGCUGUAGCUGUUGGUGGAGAGGUAUAAGAGCUUCCUAUAACAAAAAGCUUGAUUCCUACUUUGUGACGUCCAGCAGACAGCCUGAAGGGGUCUCUCUUUGAAUCGUCAUUUAUAGUAAAUCCACAAGGGUGUUUUCAAAUCUACUUUAUUGAUAUAUUUGGGGAUGGGAAGAAAUGUGUCCCCUCCUUUUUAACCCUAGUGAUUACCAGAAAAACAAACUUACCCCAAGUGGCCGUCUCCUUGCUCUGUUGGGGGCUUUAAGCGGUUUACAGGAAAUAUCUAAUUGUUGAAGUUGUCUGAUUUUUAGUUUUUGUUUGUUUUUGUUUUUAGUGAAAAUCGUCUUUACUGUGUUUUAAUGUAUAAAAAAGCCAUAGUUUAUUAACUUUUUAA